AUGGGUGAUGUUCAUAUUCAAAAUCAUCAACAACAAUCCAUUUUGCUACAAAAUUCUCACAAAAACAAACAACAAAGAUCCAUUAUCAUUCCAUCAUCUCCAUCGUUUCUUGACCAACAAGAAACCGAUUUUUUCUCAAUGCUGCAACUCAACAGCACUUCUUCACCUCGCCACCGUCACAAAACCUCCACCAAACGUCGUUCAAUGGCGUCAUCUUCCUCCGAACGACGUGCCAAGAAGCAUUCUUUUGACCAAGAUGAUCUCACCAACAAUGGCUUCUCUGCCAUUUCACUUCCUUUUAGUGUUUGUGGUAAUGAUCUUCGUCGCUGUGUCUCCACACCGGAGAAGACUACUGCACCGCCGGAGCAGUCCAAUUUACCGGCGGUGAAAGAGGCUGGUUUGCCGCCUUUGGCUCUGAGUCUAAGGAGAUCUUUGUCUGCUGAUGUUUCUCAAGCUUUGGACACGCCUUUGCCGCCGAAUCUAAGGAGAUCUUUGUCUGCUGAUGUUUCCCAAGCUUUGAACACUGAGGAAACUACUACAGUUGAUUCAUUGAGGCUAAAAAGGAUGAAGGAUCGUUUGAGAGAAAUGCGACAAUGGUGGGAUGAACUAAUGAAUGAAGAGGAGGAAAAAGUAGAAGAACAGCAAGAAGAAGUAGAAGAACUAGAACAAAAAGAGGAAUCUCCUGUUUCUGAAGAGGAAAAAGUUCUAUCUCAGUUACAAAUUACAAAACCGCAAUCUCCUGUUGCUGAAGAGUACAAUGACUUACCUCAGGAUGGAUGUUGUGAAGAUUUUGAAGAAGCUGUGAGUGUAGAGUGGGCUGAAAAAUGCAUAAGCCUUACUUUCAAGUGUCCAUGUGGCAAGGGCUAUGAGUUGGAUCCUUGGGCGAUGAUAACAAGUUUAAUGUUGGAUAGUGUUCAGAAUAUUGAUCCUGUUGUGAGUAUUCUUGAGUAUGUCGCCGUUGCGGUUAGUUAUGCUUAG
Molecule: messenger RNA, 978 nt
Organism: Medicago truncatula (barrel medic)
Lineage: Eukaryota; Viridiplantae; Streptophyta; Magnoliopsida; Fabales; Fabaceae
Exons: 5
Coding region: 1-978 (325 amino acids)
Source: RefSeq, a predicted model, not a curated record